Molecule: messenger RNA, 486 nt
Organism: Echinostoma caproni
Lineage: Eukaryota; Metazoa; Platyhelminthes; Trematoda; Plagiorchiida; Echinostomatidae
Source: the annotation of a GenBank genome assembly
AUGAUUGGUGCCGAUCAUGUUUCCUGCCGUGCAUUCAUCAUGCAACUGAACAAACAAGCAUCACGUUGCAGCUAUAGUGAUCGCCUGGAAGAACAAAUGUGUGACCGCAUCAAUAAUCUGACUCUUCAACGAAAGUUGCUAGAGAAGAAAGAUUUAACUUUUGCUGAUGCCCGCAAGAUCUGUGAGCAACACGUCGAGCUGAUGAAAGCCACUUCCAGCGAAUCAGUCACAUUAUUCCAACGGCAGAUGACACGACCAAACCGACCUCCAUUGCCCACGAGUGUACCGAAGCCACAACACGACUCUUCAAGCAACGGGAAACGUAUUAACCCCUUCAAACAGCCCCGUUGCAGCCUUGCACAACCUGCUGCGAAUGACACAAAUCUGGUGCUCUCUCUACGAUCCGAAAGCCAAAGCACCCAAUUCUUAUACACAGAUGUGACAUUUCAUUCCGCACAAGGCACAAAUUCAUUGUUGAUACGGUAA